AUGACUGAGAUGGACUCUUCACUUAAAGAAUUUGAAUUAAUUGAAAGCAACAAUACUGCAAACAUUGAAGAUAAUUUAGAUCUUCAAAUUGAGUUUAAUGAAUUGAAAAAUAAAUAUAUUUUGCUUGAAGAGAAACACAAGAAUUUUGAAGAAAAAAUAAAUAUUAAGAUUACUUCACUUGAGGAAAAGUUUGGUGAAUUAACAGAAAAAUUGGAAAAAGUAAAUAAAGUGUGUUUUGUUAAUUUUGGAAAUAAAUGGAAACAAAUAGAAUUUAAAUUUUCUCAUUUUUGUUGUGAGAAUAAAUGUAUCAAUACAGACAGCCCUAUAGGUGUUUGUAUUAAUGGAAAUGGAUUUGUUAAUUUGAUUAAUUGGGAAACGAUUAAAUAUAUUGAAGGGAAUAAAGGUUAUCUCGAAAAUAAAAAAAUUAUUAUUUUUUAUCCUUUAGUUAAUAAACCAGGACUUGUUUAUGCCGAAAAUUCAUUUAAAAUUCCAAAAGAAUAUUGUAUCAAUUAUUCUCUAUUUUAUUUUGAAAUUAAAUGUAAAAUUGAAGGAGAAGAAAAUUUAAUGCAUAUUGGGCUAAUUAAUAGUGAAAAUGAUUGUGUUAGAUAUUUUGCUGAAGAGCCUAAAAUAAUUAAUGAUUUAAAUGAAAAAUUUAAACUUUCAACAUUUUCUUGGAAUGAUGGGGAUAUUUUUGGUAUUGGAGUAGUUUAUCCACCGACAACUAGAAUGAAUGAAUUACCUUUUGUUUUCUUUACUCAAAAUGGGAAACAAAUUGGUAAAGCUGUUUUGUUGAAGGAAAAUUAUGAUUAUUUAAUUCCUUAUGUUGUGCUAAAAAAUUGUUCUGUAGAAGCCAAUUUUGGAGAUAAUUUGGAAACUAAACCUUUUUGUUAUGAAAUUUCAAAGAAUUUUGUGUUUAAGGAAUUUUAUUGAGAUUGAGAUUGAAUGGCUGUUAAUUUUAAAUUUGUUGGAAAGAAGAAAUUU
Meloidogyne enterolobii is the source of this 981-nucleotide messenger RNA. The record is from the annotation of a GenBank genome assembly. Lineage: Eukaryota; Metazoa; Nematoda; Chromadorea; Rhabditida; Meloidogynidae.